AUGGUGAUCUAUGAUGAAGCGGAUCGGCUGUUCGAAAUGGGAUUUGAUGUGCAACUACGAGAAAUCUUAAGUCGUCUACCAUCAACUCGUCAGAAUUUACUCUUCUCUGCGACGCUUCCCUCAACAGUAGCAGAAUUCGCGAAAGCUGGACUCGUCAAUCCUUUGCUCAUCCGACUGGAUACAGAGCACAAGGUCAGUCCCGAUCUCGAUCUGCGAUUCUUAUCUGUUAAGCCUACCGAGAAAGAUGCCGGUCUACUUGUCGUCCUUCGAGAUGCCAUCAAGAUCCGCAGCGAUAGCGAUAAAGAAGUCAACCAGCCCCAAGCUAUUGUCUUUGUAUCUACAAAACAUCACGUCGAUUAUGUUUCAGAACUACUGAAAGCUGCUGGUUACCGCACCUCCCAUAUCUAUAGCUCUUUGGACCAGAUUGCCCGACAACAGCAACUACACCAAUUCCGAAAACGAUUCACCGAUGUCUUAGUGGUCACCGAUGUUGCCGCCCGAGGUCUGGAUAUCCCUAUCAUGGAUCACGUUAUCAACUACGAUUUUCCACCCGGUCCAAGAGUUUUUGUCCAUCGUGUUGGUAGAACGGCGAGAGCAGGAAGGAAAGGUACUGCUUGGUCCCUAGUCACUCGAGACGACUGGCCGUAUCUGUACGAUUUGCAGACAUUCCUAGGCUCGGCAAGACUGGGCGACGAUGCAGCUAUGCUCAAGGCAUUUCCCCAAGACAGUAUCAGUGAAAACAUUGAAUAUAUAUCAUCUGGACUCGAUGAAAUCGCUCCGCAUCUUCAAAGUCAACGCGAAGUCAUGCGCAAAGGUCAAGCUAUGUUCGAGCGAUCCCGUGGCAAGGCCUCCGCUGCUUCAUAUCGAAAAGCCAAAUUGCUAGGUCGCCUUCUCAGCGGCCAAACAUUCACACUACCCAUCGACCCCAGCCUCGUCGAUUCCGAUAAUCCAUCCACCAUCGCCGCUAGAAACCGUCUUGUUGCUUCCAUCGCUGCUUACGCUCCAAAUGAGACAGUCCUCGAGCUUGGACGGCGAGGCGAGACGGACAAUUCGAUUCUCAUGCAAAAACGUCGCAAGCUUGUCAAUCGUCGCAAGAAACUUGCAGCAGAAGAAACGAGCACUGUUGACGAUAAACCACAACUGAGCUGUGAUAAGAAUGACAUGUUGAUGGCCAAAUCGUUUCGCGAUCCGAAUUUUUUCAUGGAUCAUUCCCAAAGUGGUGCUGCUUCAGAACGAGGUUACUCCCUACAAAGUGGCGCGUCACUUCCUGAAGCUCUGUCCGCCACAACCUUGGACAUGACUGCUGAUGAAGGCUCGAGCGCCAGGGCUCAGAAAGCCAGUCAGCUCAGCUGGGAUCGAAAGAAACGCAAAUUCAUCAAUGCUACUGUUGGUUCCGAUAACAAGAAAAUGAUACGUUCAGAGAGCGGGGCUCUCCUUCCUGCGACCUAUAGCACGGGCAGAUACAACACCUGGAAAUCCAAGAAACGUACGACAUCUUCAGCUGAUUCGCACGACAAUCACAAUCAAGGGCAUAAUAUUGAUAAAUCACGUGGUAAGCCUCUGAUUGACCCUUCAAAUGCUAAGACUAUCCCGCAUCGCGGUACUGGGCUCCUGUCUGCACGAGCCAUCCGACAGCAACGGGAACAGGUAUCAAAGCGAAAAGAGAAGUCGAAUCGUCCCUCCCAUCGUGGAAAGAGGCGAUGA
Kwoniella botswanensis is the source of this 1704-nucleotide messenger RNA. RefSeq lists its product as uncharacterized. Bases 1 to 1704 code for a protein of 567 amino acids. Gene Ontology annotation, cellular component: nucleus. The record is from RefSeq and is a predicted model, not a curated record. Lineage: Eukaryota; Fungi; Basidiomycota; Tremellomycetes; Tremellales; Cryptococcaceae. The transcript is spliced from 6 exons. Gene Ontology annotation, molecular function: ATP binding; RNA helicase activity; RNA binding.